AUGGCGGAUCUGUUUAUCCAGGCCGUAAGAGUUGCGCUUUGCAACACUGAAGUUUGUCAGAUUCUGCGGCCGGUUCCGAUCAGUUUCACCACAAAGUGCCAAAGUCUUGCAGCUAAUUUGAAGACGAUGACUCUUCGAGUGACUCUUCGAGCCAUUCAGAAGCGCUCAGAUCGACCACUGUGCAAGGCACCACAGAUCACCACAGAUCACCACAGUGAUGAUCGCUUGGUAGACCACACGCUGUAUGGCUUCCAUUGGUUUUGCGAGUUUUGCUCAGAGGCCACGGAGGAUCAUCAAGGAUUGGCUGCUGCCAUCGAGCAAUUCGUGGAGCGUCCGGAUCUCAGAUUAAUCAGAUCGAGGAUCGAGCAGGUUCCUGCAGCAGUCGAUGCUGCCAGACAGCUCUUUUACGGCCUACCGUUUACAGCCACUUCAGAUGGAGGUCCGCAAGUCUUAACUGGCCAGACGGACGUGAGUUUGCCAGUAAAGGGGGAGGUGUCCUUGGAGCCCUACUUGCCCCUUUUUCGCCUGACAGAUGAAGGAACGUCUGAGCGCAAGGCGAGGAAGCGUGAAGAGACCCAGGAGACCCAGGAAAUUGAAGACAUCGGAGACCUGAACGUCACCAGGAGCAGAGAAGAACGGCUCCUGGGUAUUCGCAAGGUCCCGGUGCCGGAUGGCCCUCCGGCGGCUUUACCGAGACCCCCAGGUGUUCGGCGCUACGCAGGAGAGGGCUUCAAGUUUACCAUGAACAAAUGGUGGAACGGCCUAUCCACAGGAGGACGAUCAAGGAUCAGCCCAUGCUGGGGCGAUCUUCGCGGCGUGGCGUCCUUCCGACGGAGCUUGUUGGAUCCAAGUGUCUAUGGCAUCGGACUCCUUCGUCGUGGCUGCAACUUCUGCGUGGUUUGUCCUUCAGACGAGUUCGAUGGACAGCCUCCUGAGGACAUCCACGAAGAGCCACCGCCUGAGGACGAUUUCCUGGAUCCAGAUUUGGAGACCAAAGACAGCACAAUGGAGACAGAAGUGAAAGCCACCAUCGGAAAAGAAUAUGCGGCCCUUCUGAAGUGGCGACAGGCGGAGCCCUGGAAGAAGAUGGUGAAGACUCGAGCGACAAAAAAGGUUGGAAUUCUUCACGAGAAGUUGACAAGUCUGGAUGAGAGUGUUGACUUGGACGGCAUGGAUGGUUGGCCUGUCCUGAGUGGUACCUUCAUGGAAAAGGAUCAUCCAGAUCCUAUCCCCUACGCACGUCGCACACAGGACAAUUUGGAUGCUCAAAUGCGGACAGAGCAUGUGCUUCGUCGUGAAGGAAAGCUGGUGGAAUCCAACGCAGCCAAAACACGUUUCGAGCACUUUGUGGAGGAAGAAGACCUGGCCGAGCCCAUCAUGGUGUGCUUCCCUCCACCCGGCAUCGUCCCAGUGGAGAUCCUCUGUGAGGCGGAAAUGAUGCCCUGGACAAUCUCACCAGAUCCAUACCGGCUUUCGCCCACCUCAGACUGCAGGGUGGAUGUGUAUCGAGUACGGCUUGACAUUGAAGCUGGCACUGCGGAACGUCUCAGUGAGGUGAGUCUGUGCAACUUCUGUGUCGACUCCACCACGUCGUUGGGCUUUUGUGUGAUCUUCACGCCAAAUCUGCGAUUGAAGCCCGGUGACAACUUCGAGGUGGUUCUGAGUGGCCUGAGAGAUCAGGAGACUCCCAAGGGUGCAGUAUGCAGCCUGCAGUACUUUCUCUCCUUCAACAGCUUUGCGAAACUUGGACUUGGGCAGCUUUUGGACCAUCCGUACGACAAGGAAUUUUACCCAGCAUCAGUGCAGUGGACGAGCGCCUUGGAUCCGCCAAACGAGCAGUACAGCCAAGGGAAUGUGUCCUUUCCAGUUCAGAUUCAGUCUGGGCCGGUGAAGGAGAAGAACCCGAAAACUGGUGAGUUUGACCAGAAGCGUCCACCUCCUAUUGGCGUUGUGCGACAUCCCAAGGGAGAACGAACUCGUCAGGGCUAUCAUUUGGAGGUCACUCGGAACGAGGUCAUGCUGUCGCUGGUCCAUCCAAGCAGCGUCACAAUAAAGGCCAACUUGUCGUGCUUCCUCAAGUCUCAAGCCAAGUGGGAGGGCAUCAGCCACGGUGUGUGGCAAAUGUGCUUCGAUGAGCCAUCCAUGGAAACGACCAGGGACUUAUCAGAGGGCCCGGAGGCAAGGCACAAACGGCAGACUAGAGUGGUCUUGACAGUGAUGUUGCCAACCUUGGGGCAGUACGAGCUGCGAUUCCAGUGGGGCAUGGUACCGCUGACAAGCACCGAUGCUGGCCUUUGUCGAAUGGUGAAUUGUGGAGUGGCACAGAUGGAUCAUCCUUUGCGCAUAUCUCUGCGUUGUCACCGACCCGAUCCCGACUUCAAGCACUUGGUUCCUUCGUUGCUUCAUACUUCAAUGCAGAGGUAUGGUUUUCCGGUGAAGCAUCCGCUGGCGGAACAAUUUGGAAUGACCCUUCUCCAGCCCUUGAGGCAUCGCUUGCGCAGUGGUCAAGAGAGCCGCUUCUUGGUCUACUCCACGCAGGCUGAUGUGGAUAGCUCCCAUUUGCGGAAGCUAGCAGCAGAGACCGGGUGGCUACCCCAGCUUCCAGAUGUCUCUACGAUGAUCCGUUCGGCUUUGAAGCUGUGCAUGCGUUGCGGUUCUGCCAAAGGCCCUGCCCGUAUUGUGGUGGUCAUUGGAAACUGGCAACGAGUCCAAGUCCUCUCCAGGCGGUUGCUGUCGACAGAUGUCUCUGCCAGAGCCGAGGUGCAUGAAGGUUUGGUUCGUCUGACAUCAGAGGAGAUUCUGCUUGUGCUUCCCCUCUUGGAUUUGAUUCCAGCCUUGGAAACUGUAGAAGUAGCAAUUCCGAGUGUUGGCAGAAAUGCUGUGAUGGAUGUGGCUUCGGACAAAGUCCUGGAUCAGUUGCUGGCCGAUCGAGUGAAGAAGGCCAAAGACAAGGAACCAUUUGUCAGGCUGGGAACGUCGCAGCAGGAUAGAUGA
Messenger RNA from Cladocopium goreaui, 2994 nucleotides. The record is from the annotation of a GenBank genome assembly. NCBI's taxonomy places the organism in Eukaryota, Dinophyceae, Suessiales, Symbiodiniaceae.